Molecule: messenger RNA, 1793 nt
Organism: Cynoglossus semilaevis (tongue sole)
Lineage: Eukaryota; Metazoa; Chordata; Actinopteri; Pleuronectiformes; Cynoglossidae
Gene: rtf2
Product: replication termination factor 2
Exons: 8
Coding region: 109-936 (275 amino acids)
Biological process (GO): mitotic DNA replication termination
Cellular component (GO): nucleus
Source: RefSeq, a predicted model, not a curated record
UCGCGAUAUUUGAUUUGCUGUUUGUUUAUAACACUACUUCCUACCUGCGGAUAGCUUUGUCUGUGCUAAGUGAAGUUGAUAAACAAAUAACAGAAAUCAGCCGCAAAGAUGGGAUGUGAUGGUGGUACGAUUCCUAAGAGGCACGAGUUGGUGAAAGGCCCAAAGAAAGUCGAGCAGGUCGAUAAAAAUGCAGAGCUGGCGGCAAAGUGGAAAUAUUGUGCCCUGAGUCAAGAAAAACUAAGACGACCUAUCGUUUCAUGUGACCUAGGAAGGUUAUACAAUAAAGAUGCUAUCAUCGAAUAUCUUCUGGAUAAGACUGCUGAGAGGCCCAAUACUGAGGCUGUUGUUCACAUCCGAGCACUUAAGGACAUAAAGGAGCUGAACUUGACUGAUAAUCCUGAGUGGGAAGGAGAGAGGAGAAAUGCUAAGGGAGAUCGUUAUGAGGACAUCCACUGUGGCAUGUUUAUUUGCCCUGUUGUUGGACUGGAGAUGAAUGGAAAGCACAGAUUUUGCUAUUUGCAAACCUGUGGCUGUGUUUUCUCCGAGCGGGCCCUGAAGGAGGUAAAGACAGAAAUCUGCCACAAGUGUGGAGACCCAUUCACUGCCGAGGACAUCGUUGUGCUCAAUGGCACCAAGGAGGAAGUGGAGCAGCUUCAGAAGAAGAUGGCAGAGAAACGUGUCAAGACCAAAACAAAGAAAUCAAAGAAGAGCAAAGAAGCUGAAGCUGUAUCAACACCAUCAGAUGAGGCCGGACCCUCUGGAACCUCCAGCUCCUCCAAGGAAACAAAGUCUGCGACGGCGUCUGCAACAAAGAGAUCCGUUCAAAGCACGGAGAAGUCAGAGGUCUUCAAGUCCCUGUUCACAUCCCACAGCUCAGCCAAGCGUACCAAAGAGCAGACAUCCAACUGGGUCACACACACCCCAUACCAUUUUUAGUACCGUUACAUAUUUCACAGCAAAAAAAAAAUUUUUUUACGUUUUUUUCUCUUUUUGUUUUUGUUUAAGGACAUUUUUUUAAAUUAUAUUUAGUCCAGAUUCACUUUCCUUAUUUAACGCCUGUCUCUUCAGACCUAGAACCUGUGUAUUUACUUGUUGUGUUCAUUUUAUUAAUGGCUCCCCAAGCUGUUCGACUCCUUGUUUUGUAGCCUAAUUCCUCCCCCAUGUAUUCUCUGUAUCACCUGUGCUUCGAGAAUUGAUGCUUAGAGACCCGUUUCUCACCUUUACUCUGCUGCCCCCCAGUGGGCAUUUAUAGAUUGGAUUUCAAGUAAAACUGUUUCACCGCUUUAAUCUCAAAAUAAAAUUAUCAAAUUUUUUUUUAUCUGGAAAAAAAAACCCUUAUAAGUGUGUCUCUUAGCUAUCUCUUAUCUUUACUAAAUAUAUCCACCUAGUUUAUUUGUGGAUUGUAGUGAUCUCAAUGACUUGCAAUCGAUUGAUUGAUGAAAAAUAUUUUUCAAGUCGUUUUAAUUAACAGUUAUUAAUUACCUCCACCCAAGAUGUUGCAACAGUGGUUGACUAAAGGCUUGCCCUUAAAGCAAGAAGAUUGCUAGAUCGACCCUUCUGUGGAUUUUUGGAUGUUCUCCCCGUGUAUGCGUGGGAUUUCUCCAGCUAAGUGAAUGGUUGUUUGCAGAGGGGUGGACUCGGGUCACAUGACUUCAAGUCAUGAAUUUCAUGACUUUGGACUCGACUUGACAAACCUUUGCAACUCUUCUUAGAUUUUAACAUCUGUGACAUUAGUACUUUCCUGUUGCUGUAUGAAAACUUUUUUUCUUCUAAAAAUAUAUUUUAAUAAUGUC